Molecule: messenger RNA, 1883 nt
Organism: Pelagomonas calceolata
Lineage: Eukaryota; Pelagophyceae; Pelagomonadales; Pelagomonadaceae
Source: the annotation of a GenBank genome assembly
AGAUCAUUCACGCUCGUAUUGGCGCCGCACAAAAAGCCUCGAGCUCGGGCUUGCGGUGCUAGCUGAUGAAGAAGUUCCAGCCGCUGCGGAAACCGUCGCGGCCGCGGCCCGCGCCGCGGCCGACGAAGCCUCUCCAGUCCAUGUUCAUACAGAACCCCCGGCGGUUCGAUUCGCCGGAGCCGACGCAGCUCCACGAUACGCUGGUCGAGGCGCGGCCGGCGCCGCAGCCGGUAGCGCCGCCGUCCGAGGCCCGGGCGCCGCCCGUCCGCGCGCCACCGCCGUCCGCCGGCGACAGCGACGGCGAGGACGCCGCCGAGGCGCCGGCUCGCGCGCCGCCGCGGCCGGCGGUCCCGCCGUCCGCCGGCGACACGAGCGACGACGACGAAUGGGACGAGACGGAGCCCCCGGCGGCCGCGCCGCCGGCCCGCGCGCCGCCGGCCCGCGCACCGCCGCCGCCGCCGCCGUCCCCGUCGUCGAGCGAAAGCGAAAGCGAAAGCGACAGCGACAGCGACGACGAGGCCCCCGCCGCGGCCGCGCCGCCGCCCGCGGCCCGCGCGUCGCGGCCGCGGCCGCCGCCGUCCCCCUCGUCGUCGUCGAGCGGCGAGAGCGACGACGAGGGCCCCGCCGCGCCGCCGCCGGCCCGGGCGCCGUCCCCUUCGCCGUCGUCGUCGUGGGAUAGCAGCGACGACGACGACGACGACGACGCGGCGGUGGUGGCGACGCCGGUGGCGCGCGGACUCGGCGCGGCGGCGUGCCCGCGGAUGCCUCGCGUCGGCGACUUCCUGGCGCACCGGCACAACGACGACGCGCCGCUCGAGGCCGAGAAGGUGCUGGGGCGGGUGACGCGGGUCCAGGUCCGGGGCCAGACCGCGGACAUCAGGUGCGCCUGGUUCAACUGCGACGAGGCGACGGGCCACCUCGAGGUCCGGCGGCGGUCCUUCGGCGCGCGCUGGCGCUUCGCCUCGGUGGGCGAGGCCGCGCGCGAGGCGGCGCGCGCGGCCGAGGCGUGUGACGCGGCCAAGGCGCUCGCCCUCGAGGACGUGGUCUGCCAGGUCUGCGGGUCGGGCGACGACGAGGCGCAGCUCGUGCUCUGCGACGACUGCGACGCGGGCGCGGCGCACACGUACUGCCUCGAGCUCGGCGCCGUGCCGGACGCGUGGCGCUGCGACGCGUGCGCGCGGCCCGCGGCGCCGAAGCGGCGGCCGGCGCCGAAGAAGAAGCGCGCGCGGCCGGCGCCGGCGGACGACGACGCCGACCUCGUGUGCGCGCCGAAGCGGCGGCCGCCCGUCGCGGCCGACGCCGCGCGGGCGAAGACGAUGCCGCGCUGGCCCGUCGUCGGCGACCGGCUCCUCCAGCGGCACAACGACGUCGACCCGCUCGAGGCCGAGCACGUCCGCGCCCGCGUCUCGGAUUUCAGGCCCCACCCCCCGAAGGAUACGAGUCUCCGUCACGUCCCCGCAGGUGCUCUGCGUGGUCAAGAAGGUGCCCCCGAGCGGCGCCGCGGCGAAGAAGCGCGACUUCGACGUGGCGUUCGAGAACUGCGAGCGGAAGCGCGGCACGCUGUGCCUCGCGGCGGCGGCGUACGCGGUGAACUGGCGCUUCGCGACGGAGGCGGACGUCGAGCGGCAGCUCGGCGCGCUGGUGGACGAGGCGUGCGGCGUGUGCGGCCGCCGCGACGACGAGGCGUCCCUGGUCCUCUGUGACGGCUGCGAGGCCGGCGCGGCGCACACGUACUGCCUCGGCCUCGACGGGGUGCCCGAGGGCGACUGGUUCUGCGCAGCGUGCGCGUCCCAGCGCGGCUCGACGGGCACGCGCAAGACCUCCGUGUCCGUGUAAGUCGAGCGCUGCAAUCACCAUUCUAUUGUUACGGUGCACUAGUGGCG